Auanema sp. JU1783 is the source of this 1158-nucleotide messenger RNA. The record is from the annotation of a GenBank genome assembly. NCBI's taxonomy places the organism in Eukaryota, Metazoa, Nematoda, Chromadorea, Rhabditida, Rhabditidae.
AUGAAGUACGCUAUCCUCUUGGCUUUAGUGGGCCUCGCAGCGGCCGGUGUUCACCAACAGUCACUCACAUGGCAUCCAUCCAGACGCAUGCGUCUGAAGGCUGCCGGAGAACUCGAAGCCUACAUUGAGCACCAACAGAUGCUCCGUGUUAGCAACUUGGACAGUACAUCUGAGACUGUUCUCGACUAUGGAGAUUACGAGUACGUAGGAAACAUUACCAUCGGUACCCCACCACAAAACUUCGUCGUAGUUCUCGACACUGGAUCAGCCAAUCUCUGGGUUCCAGCCACUAACUGCGAUACCUCAUGCAAAGGAAAGAGUAAGUUCGAUACCACCAAGUCUUCCACCUUCAAGAGCAACGGAAGAGCCUGGAGCAUCAGAUACGGAUCCGGAAACGCUAAGGGAGUUUUGGAACAAGAUACCGUUAGAUUCGGAGCUUCCAACACAAAACAACUUGCUGUCCCAACCACCGUCUUCGGAGUUGCCAGCCACAUCUCUUCUGACUUCUACUCUGACCCCGCUGAUGGUAUCCUUGGACUUGCCUUCCAAUCUUUAGCUGUUGACGACGUUACCCCACCACUUGUCAAUGCUAUCAACCAAAACCUUUUGAACAAGCCAGUCUUCACCGUUUGGCUCGAGCACAGAGGUAGCUUGAACGCAGUCGGAGGUGGAGUCUUCACCUAUGGAGAUAUCGACACUACCAACUGUGGCCCUAUCGUCGCAUAUCAACCACUUUCUUCUGCUACUUACUUCGAAUUCAAGGUUGAUGGAUUCAGCUAUGGAAGCUACAACAGCGCUAAGACCGCUAGCGUUAUCUCUGACACUGGUACUUCCCUCAUCGGAGGAACCAAGGCUAUUGUUGACGGACUCGCUCAAGCUGUUGGAGCCAAGUGGAAUGCCAGAGAAGAAGUUUACACCAUUGACUGCAAAGCCAACCCCGGCAAAUUCAACAUUGUUAUCGGAGGAAUUACUUAUGGACUCGACCCCAUCAACAUGAUUCUCGCUGAUGGAAACCACUGCAUCCUCGCUCUCUUCCCCUUCAACAGUGGAGGUUUCGGACCUGGCUGGAUUCUUGGAGAUCCAUUCAUCCGUCAAUACUGUAACAUCUACGAUAUUGGAAACAAGAGAAUGGGAUUCGCCCCAUCCUUGCAAAAAUAG